This is a messenger RNA of Anisakis simplex (herring worm), 666 nucleotides long. NCBI's taxonomy places the organism in Eukaryota, Metazoa, Nematoda, Chromadorea, Rhabditida, Anisakidae. The record is from the annotation of a GenBank genome assembly.
AUGGUGAGUAGUGGCGAGGGACGGAAUGAUGAAGGUGAGGACGACAUACCCCGACUAUCCGCUCACACUCUAGCCGCUCUUUCAGAGUUCUAUGCCGAACAAGAAAACCACCAAGGAGGGACUGUCGACGAAAAUUGGCAGUUGAGUCAAUUCUGGUAUUCAAAAGAAACAGCACAAAAAUUGGCUGAGGAGUGUAUAUCGGCCGUGAGCGAAGGUGGAUGUAUAGCGUGCAUUUCGUGUCCAACUCUCAUGGAAUAUCUUAUUAUCAAUGAAAAGAUCGUUUCGGGACGUAUUUCGGUGAAACUCUUCGAAUUUGAUGAUCGUUUUGCAUCAAAAUAUGCGAAAAACUUCAUAAAGUAUGAUUAUCGCCAGCCGCUCGAAAUACCACCCGAACAUAAAGGUGGAUAUGACUUGAUAAUUGCUGACCCACCGUUCCUGGCUGACGAAUGCCUGGUAAAGGUAGCACAAACCGUUCGCUUACUGUCAAAAGGUCAAGCNUCAAAAGGUCAAGCAAAUACGAAAACAAUCAUUUGUACGGGUGCAAUCAUGCAAGAAAUGGUCGAAAGGAUCUUCUCAGCGCAUCAGUGUACGUUCAAACCUACACAUCAGAACAAUCUUGCGAAUGAAUUUGCAUGUUUUGCGAAUUAUAAUACUCAGAUAUUGUGA